UUUAAUGAUGAGAAAAAAUUGAUGAAUUUUCAUCAGAACCUUCAGGAUAUCACAGAAGAUCAACUAAGUUUGGCCUCAAUUCACUACAUGCGAUCUCACUACCAAGAAGCUAUUGAUAUAUAUAAACGAAUACUGCUAGAUAACAGGGAAUACCUUGCCCUCAAUGUUUAUGUGGCCCUCUGCUACUACAAGCUGGAUUAUUAUGAUGUGUCUCAAGAAGUUCUGGCUGUUUACCUUCAGCAAAUUCCUGAUAGUACCAUCGCACUCAAUCUUAAGGCCUGUAAUCAUUUUCGCCUUUACAAUGGCAAAGCAGCUGAGGCAGAACUCAAAAGCUUGAUGGACAACGCUUCUUCAUCCUUUGAAUUUGCUAAAGAACUCAUCAGGCACAAUCUGGUUGUUUUCCGAGGAGGGGAAGGCGCUUUGCAGGUUUUACCUCCCCUGGUUGAUGUCAUUCCCGAAGCGAGGCUAAACUUGGUGAUUUACUACCUUCGUCAAGAUGAUGUACAAGAAGCUUAUAACUUAAUUAAGGAUCUGGAACCUACCACUCCUCAGGAAUAUAUCCUCAAAGGAGUGGUUAAUGCAGCGCUUGGUCAGGAAAUGGGUUCAAGGGAUCAUAUGAAAAUUGCCCAGCAGUUCUUCCAGUUGGUGGGAGGAUCAGCUAGUGAAUGUGUAUUAAAAUCAUAUUUACCCAGUGGGUCAUUUGCUUUUACUUUACUUAUGCAUAAAUCUUUGUUUCCUUUUAUAGAUAUCAUGAAUAAGAAACCAAGACUAGCAUGGGAACUUUAUCUCAAGAUGGAAACCUCUGGCGAGUCCUUUAGUCUCUUACAGCUCAUUGCUAAUGACUGCUACAAGAUGGGCCAGUUUUACUAUUCAGCCAAAGCUUUUGAUGUCUUAGAGAGGCUGGAUCCCAACCCUGAAUAUUGGGAAGGCAAAAGGGGUGCCUGUGUGGGCAUUUUCCAGAUGAUCUUAGCUGGGAGAGAACCCAAAGAGACCCUUCGAGAAGUUCUCCAUUUACUGAGAAGCACAGGUAACACGCAAGUAGAGUACAUCAUCCGGAUCAUGAAGAAAUGGGCCAAAGAAAACAGAGUGUCUGUCUGAAACAGCUCCAGAGUCCUAGGGACCAGCUUCCGCUUUGACAAAGAAUUAGAAAUCAUUUUCCUCAAGUUUAGUGUAAGAUGCAGGGCUCUAUUUUAUUGACAUUUUCCUUCCUUGUUCUCCAAUCCUCCAGAUCAUUGACUGACUUGUUUAGACCUAGCCUCCUGGCUGAAUACAGCACCGUAGUCUGUGCCAUGGCCCCUGUAUGAUCCUACUAGCAAUAAGACUUCGGACUUACCUGGUGCCUUUCUUCCAAAAAUACUCAGAGUACUCUUAUGUAAUUUACUGAAUUAUACAAGAACAGCAUGACUUUUUCUUAUGUUAGUGUUUCACGGCAUUUUCUUCUACCCGCAAUAACAAAUGUCUCUGAUGCUCAAGAAUCACCAUCAUCUUCUAUCACCUUAUUUUUAGCCAAGUAUGUACAUUAUCUCAUUUUAGUGGGGAUAAAAGGUUUUGUAAUGCAUCUCUGAAUCUCAGGAGAAUAGAGGUUACAACUAGCUGUGUGAUUCUAAUAAUGGCAGUAACACCCUGUAUCAAACUGUCUAGUCAUUAAUAGAUAAUAAGCUUAUGGGAUUACUGUUUCAGUAAUUGAAUUGUUGAUGAAAAUAACAUAUUACAGUGGAGUAAGAUGAAUAUUGCAGUUUCUAAAAAGGUAAGUACUACGGAAAAAUUUUGUGUGACACCUAUAAAGGCAUUUAGGAAACAAAGUACACAAAUUUCUUUAGUCACUUUUCUGUUAUAUGUGGAAAGAUUUAUAUUAUCAUUUAAUUCUUUUUUUCCCCACAAACUUUUUGAAGUACCCUUAUAUUUUAGAUAAUGAAGCAGGUUAUGUUUUUUUCUUAAUAUGUCUGGCUGAAUAAACAUCAAUUUUGAAAGGAGGGCUACAAAGAUUAUAUAUAUAUAUGCAUUGUGGCCAUUUAUUAAUGUAAUGAUAAUAAAACAUGCAUUGUGUAGAGCUCUUUGAGGGACCUCCUAAUGGCAGGACUCUGUCCUAAGUCAUAUUCCAGUCCCAUGUUUCUAAGCUCUCACAACAUAAACCUACUGUACAACUGAGCAUUCUUAGGCUCACAAUCUAUUUUCCGAAAAUAGACCCACGUCUUUUUAUACAUCAGGUUACCUUUGUUUCUACACCAUAUAACUUUUUCUAUUAGUUUAAGGAACGCAGUGUUCCAGGUCUAGAAAGUACGGUGCCGUCCCUAUCCAGCAGAGAAUGGAUGGGAAGAGAACUGAAAGUCAGAACUCCUUGAGGCACUAAAGUUAGAAGAAUUCCUGUAAACAUGGCGACAGUGGUUCCACUUAUAUCCCCAACAUCCCACUGUGGAUUAACGAGUUGUAUAGAAGGGAAAUGGGGACACAGCAGGAGUGAAAGCAGCCAAGGAGGGAAGAUCGGUGACUGGAGAUAGCCUUUACCUCUGGACAGGUGAAGGGGUUCUCUCAGUGCUACUCAGGAAGAUGGCCAGUUGUUAAAAAUCUUUUAUCUUAGACCCAGUUUGAAUCAGCUCAGAGCACAAAUGAAAAUAAACUGGCCUGGAUAACUGAAUUCCAGGAAACAAAGCUACAUCAUUUUUCAUAUGUCAAAGCUUCUCUGUUUCCUCAUUAUGUUUUUCCUACUUUUUCAGUAAUAACUGGUUCUCAGCAUCUAAAACACUAAGUGGGUCAAAUCUGGACAGAACCUGCUAUAAUUUUUAGAAUUAUUAUUGUUAUUCUUACCUCACUUAAAAUAUUAGGAAACAUAGUAGUGGAAAAGACAGAUGGAACUCCUCAGUAGCUUUUGGCAAUCAAACUUGUCUUCCAGUGAAUUGCUACUUUCAAAUUUCCUAUACUUGAAAAGCUUUUCCACUGACGAUGAUUUGCUUUUAAAUGAGCUUUUGUUCAAUUUAACACUCUUGAUUCUCCCAUACAUUUUUCAAGAUAGCAGAAUUUUAGACUAAUUUUUAAAAAAGUUUUUAAUCUAUACAAUUGAGCCAAAAAACAUAUAGACUAGCUUAAAGAUAGGUAUCUUCCAGUUCUGUUGUUAAAGAUAACUUCUUCUGAAAUGUCUUGACAGGAUUUCAGGAUUGCAGAGUAGGAUUGCAUGACUGUUUUUCUUAUAUGUGAUGAUACAGAAGAGAGAAAGGCCCAGUCUUAGGAUUAUUAUGUAAUGUGUGCAGUUCACAGCAUCAAUGUACUAUUUAUAGUCUGUAGCAUAUUAUUAUUGGAAAUGGAAAAAAUAUUUUACAAUUAUUUUUGUACUUCAAAAGAAUUCUUAUAUUCAAUUGUAUUAUAUUCAAAUUAAAGUUUAUUAUUUCGUUCUUAUUA
Galeopterus variegatus (Sunda flying lemur) is the source of this 3393-nucleotide messenger RNA. RefSeq names its product tetratricopeptide repeat domain 26 (gene IFT56). Gene Ontology annotation, molecular function: protein binding; intraciliary transport particle B binding. The transcript is spliced from 11 exons. The annotation marks the transcript as partial. Gene Ontology annotation, biological process: intraciliary anterograde transport; intraciliary transport involved in cilium assembly. Gene Ontology annotation, cellular component: ciliary basal body; ciliary base; intraciliary transport particle B. The record is from RefSeq and is a predicted model, not a curated record. Lineage: Eukaryota; Metazoa; Chordata; Mammalia; Dermoptera; Cynocephalidae.